This is a messenger RNA of Tachyglossus aculeatus (Australian echidna), 4600 nucleotides long. It is a transcript of the gene TAF5, whose product is annotated as TATA-box binding protein associated factor 5. Gene Ontology annotation, molecular function: RNA polymerase II general transcription initiation factor activity; protein binding. Lineage: Eukaryota; Metazoa; Chordata; Mammalia; Monotremata; Tachyglossidae. Gene Ontology annotation, biological process: transcription initiation at RNA polymerase II promoter. Gene Ontology annotation, cellular component: transcription factor TFIID complex. The record is from RefSeq and is a predicted model, not a curated record. The transcript is spliced from 19 exons. Bases 1 to 3462 code for a protein of 1153 amino acids.
AUGCGGGAGCGCAGGCGCCGCAGGGGAAAACCCCACCCACCCCGGGGGCUUCUGGGAAAUGUAGUCCAGAGGCAGCGAGGCUCGGCGCUCAUUCAUUCAAUAUUACUGCUACUACUGCUACUACGGCGACGCUCCCGCGCUCCCCCUGCGCGGGCGCCGGAGGGAAAACACACCCCGGGGGUUUUCUGGGAAAUUCGCCGGAGGGGAAAACCCACCCCGGGGCCUUCUGGGAAAUGUAGUCCAGAGGCAGCGAGGCUCGGCGCUCAUUCAUUCAAUAUUACUACUGCUACUACUACUACGGCGACGCUCCCGCGCUCCCCCUGCGCGGGCGCCGGGGGGAAAACACACCCCGGGAGUUUUCUGGGAAAUGUAGUCCAGAGGCAUUGUGGCUCGGCAUUCAUUCACUCAUUCAUUCAAUCUUUCUACUACUACAGCGACGAGGGAGCGCGGGAGCCCCUCCACCGUGCUGCCACUGCGCAGUCGCCGGAGGGGAAACCCACCCCGGGGCCUUCUGGGAAAUGUAGUCCAGAGGCAGCCGCCAUGCGGUCGAUCAAGAGGGAGCGCAGGCGCCGCAGGGGAAAACCCCACCCACCCCGGGGGCUUCUGGGAAAUUCCAGAGGCAGCCGCCAUGCGGUCAAUCAAGAGGGAGCGCAGGCGCCGCAGGGGAAAACCCCACCCACCCCGGGGGCUUCUGGGAAAUGUAGUCCAGAGGCAGCGAGGCUCGCCAUUCGUUCAAUCAAGAGGGAGCGCGGGAACCCCGCCACGGCGCUCCCCCUGCGCAGGCGCCGCAGGGGAAAACCCACCCACCCCGGGGGCUUCUGGGAAAUGCGCAGGCGCAGGCGCCGACGGGAAAACCCACCCCGGGGGCUUCUGGGAAAUGCGCCGGCGGGAACACCCCCACCCACCCCGGGGCCUUCUGGGAAAUCUAGUCCAGAGGCAGCCGCCAUUCAGUCAAUGAAGAGGGAGCACGGAAGCCCGCUCCCACCGCGCAGGCCCCGGAGGGGAAAACCCAUCCACCCCGGGGCUUCUGGGAAGUGCGCCGGAGGGAAAACACACCCCGGGGGCUUCUGGGAAAUUUCGUCCAGAGGCUGCGUGGCGCCGGCGGGAAAUCUCACCCCGGGUGUUUCUGGGAAAUGUAGUCCAGAGGCACCCCGUCGCGAAAGCCGCCCGCCUUCGCCCGGCACCGUCGUGAGGCGGCGGCGCUUUCCGGCCGGCGCGCGGCGGGACCGCAAGAUGGCGGCGCCGGCGGAGGAGGCGGCCGCGGCGGCGGCGGGAGCGGGAGAGGGCGAUGGCGGCGGCGGCGAGGGGAGCCCCCAGGAGCGGCAGACGCUGCUGGCCGUGCUGCAGUUCCUGCGGAGGAGCAACCUGCGCGAGUCUGAGGAGAUCCUGAGGAGGGAGGCCCGUCUGCCGCCGCAGCACGACGACGACGACGCCGCCCCGGGAGCAGGAGGAGGAGGAGAAGCAGCAGGAGGGCCGGGGGCGGGGGACGGUACCGAGCCCAGCGCCGCCGCCGCCGCCCUGCUCAGCAGGGUCACCGCCAUCCCCAACGCCUCAGCCCCCGCCGCCUCAGCCCCCGCCCCCGCCCCCUCAGCCCCCGCCGCCUCAGCCCCCGCCAAAGUUGGAAUCGUACCUGUAGAAGACCAGCCAGAUGUCAGCGCAGUGUUGUCUGCCUAUAACCAGCAAGGGGAUCCGACAAUGUACGAGGAGUACUACAGUGGACUGAAACAUUUCAUCGAGUGUGCCCUGGACUGUCACCGGGCCGAACUGUCCCAGUUAUUUUAUCCUUUGUUUGUUCACAUGUAUUUGGAGUUGGUCUACAAUCAGCACGAGAGCGAAGCGAAGUCGUUCUUUGAAAAGUUCCAUGGAGAUCAGGAAUGUUACUACCAGGAUGAUCUGCGAGUGUUGUCUAGCCUGACCAAAAAGGAACACAUGAAAGGGAAUGAGACCAUGUUGGACUUCCGAACAAGUAAAUUUGUUCUGCGCAUUUCUCGUGACUCUUACCAGCUCUUGAAGAGGCACCUUCAAGAAAAACAGAACAACCAAAUAUGGAACAUAGUGCAGGAACACCUCUACAUUGACAUCUUCGAUGGGAUGCCUCGAAGUAAGCAACAGAUCGAUGCUAUGGUGGGAAGUUUGGCAGGGGAAGCCAAACGAGAGGCGAAUAAAGCAAAGGUGUUUUUUGGCCUAUUAAAGGAGCCAGAGUUCGAAGUGCCCCUGGAUGAUGAUGAAGAAGAAGGAGACAAUGAGGAAGGAAAACCAAAAAAGAAGAAACCUAAAAAAGAUAAUGUUGGAUCCAAAAGCAAAAAACAAGACCCUAAUGCACCACCUCAAAACCGAAUUCCUCUUCCCGAACUUAAAGAUUCUGACAGGCUGGAUAAAAUCAUGAACAUGAAGGAAGCCACAAAGCGUGUGCGUCUUGGUCCAGAAUGCUUACCUUCCGUCUGCUUCUAUACAUUCCUCAAUGCUUAUCAGGGUCUUACUGCGGUGGAUGUCACGGACGAUUCCAGUCUAAUUGCAGGGGGCUUUGCUGACUCUACUGUCAGGGUGUGGUCCGUGACUCCCAAAAAGCUACGCAGUGUGAAAACAGCAACAGAUCUCAGUCUCAUAGACAAAGAAUCGGAUGAUGUCUUAGAGAGAAUCAUGGAUGAGAAAACAGCAAGUGAGUUGAAGAUUUUGUAUGGUCACAGUGGGCCGGUCUAUGGAGCCAGCUUCAGUCCUGAUAGGAACUACUUACUGUCAUCUUCAGAGGAUGGUACUGUUAGAUUGUGGAGCCUCCAAACUUUCACUUGUCUAGUGGGAUAUAAAGGGCAUAACUAUCCAGUGUGGGACACCCAGUUCUCUCCCUACGGAUAUUACUUUGUAUCGGGAGGUCAUGACCGAAUAGCUCGGCUAUGGGCUACAGAUCACUACCAGCCUUUACGAAUAUUUGCUGGCCACCUUGCUGAUGUGACCUGCACCAGGUUUCACCCAAAUUCCAACUAUGUUGCUACCGGUUCAGCAGAUAGGACUGUAAGGCUAUGGGAUGUCUUGAAUGGGAACUGCGUAAGGAUCUUUACUGGACACAAGGGACCAAUUCACUCCUUGGCAUUUUCUCCAAAUGGGAGAUUCUUGGCUACCGGAGCUACAGACGGGCGAGUACUUCUUUGGGACAUUGGACAUGGUCUGAUGGUUGGAGAGCUGAAAGGCCACACGAAUACAGUCUGUGCACUCAAAUUCAGUAGAGAAGGAGAAAUUUUAGCCUCAGGUUCAAUGGAUAACACGGUUCGCAUGUGGGACGCCGUAAAAGCAUUCGAAGACUUAGAGACUGAUGACUUUACUACAGCUACGGGACAUAUAAACUUGCCUGAAAAUUCACAGGACUUAUUGUUGGGAACAUACAUGACCAAAUCUACACCCGUUGCCCAUCUCCAUUUCACUCGCAGAAACUUGCUUCUAGCUGCAGGAGCUUAUAGCCCGCAAUAAACCAACCCGCAUCAAGACGUUUUGGAAGCCACCGUUUGGAAAAGGGAGAUUUAAAAGUAAAUACCUCAGUGAUCACCGGAACAUUUAAACCACAAGGCGUGUCUUAUCUUGAUGGAUCUGGAAGUAGGCUGCUUGGAAAAAAUCUAAACGGGACCACGGGAACGGUCUCGUCUCUCUACAGCGACUGCAUGCUUAUUUUCUAUGAAGAAUAGGUGGCAUGGAGGCUGUUGCAGGGAAAGUUUGGUGCUUCACGUUACAUCCGGAAACUAUGCAUUUUCUGCUCGAAUGCCCCGUUUGUUCUUUUGUAAAUGCACUUAAUAUUAAUAUUACUUCUUAGUAAUAUUAAUUCAGUCUUGCUGUCCAAAGUGAACUUUUCCGAUGAGUUGAGUCCGAGGGAGAAGGUUCGGAGCAGGAACGCUCCUGGCGUGGACAGAUGAAGUUUCCUUACUGCUUUGCAUGGAAAAAAAGACGUGUUGACGUACCGACUGAAUACUGUAAUUGUGUCCUUUCUGAUCAUGGUCUUUCCUUGCCUAGAACGAAACGAUCCUCACCCUACUAAUCACCUGUGGGUCUCCAAAAGUGCUGAAACAGUCCAGGUGCUCCCCCACCUGAAUCACACGAACUGGAGGCUAAUCUUAAUUGCACUCCCCAGCUGCGUGUGCUACAUUUCUGCAGGACAGAACCUAAGUUAUCGGAUUCACGGUGCCCCGGGUACUAAACUGGGAUCUGAGCAGUGUAUAACGUACCCAGGGCAGAGUUUAAUGAAAUUCCUCUCAUGCCUUAUCGCGUCGUCUGGAACUAAAAGUGGGUCUAGGGUGGAUUAUUGUAUGAGAUUGUCUAUUAAACGCCUCCAAACCGUUUGAUUCAAAAACACACAACCUCUCGAAGGGAAGCCCGAGUCUAAAAUAGCCCAGGGUACCUUCGACUAAACUUUGGCUCCAGUAGCAGAUACAACCUAAUACACUUGAAGUCAGUUGUAGACAUUUCAGUUGCUUACCUCCGGAACAGAGCCUUGCUUUGGGAAACCAAAAGCAAAUAUUUAGACAGGCACAAGUCACUGCCAGUUCUGUCUUUGUUGCAUUUUGUACAGUUUUUAUAUUUUUUAUAUUUUGUAAAUAAAAACAAACCAUUUUCUCUG